AGUAACUUAAGUCGAAUACAGUACGUUUACACUCCCAAACUGCGAUUCAAUAACCGGGUCAAGUUACAGAACUGCACGGUGUAGAGUGGGGUGUCCAAAUAUGACAACGGCCGGCUUCCCCGAUCGACUCCCUAUCUCCUCACCCCAGUCUAUAUGGGCAGCACCAACAUGGAUCAAAUCCUUCUACGCUAAAUUCCCUUUGGUGGUGUUAGACCAAGAAGAUUCUAUAACUUGGCAGACCUCCUCAAACUCUUCUUCUCUCUGGAUUCAUCCACCUUCUUCAGAUUCUCAUCCUCAUCAUAGAUCAUGGGCAUCUAACCAUCCAAUAUCAUUAAGAACUCAACUUCUCUUCCUCUCACGAGAUCCACCUGUGGAAGUGACUUUCCGUCCUUGGACCAACGUUGCUUCUGCUCCGGGUGGAACUCUACCGACUUUGCAUCUCCCGAAAGAAAAUAGGUUGGUAGCUACGGAUGAUAUCAGAAGUUGGCUAGAUCUGAAUUAUCCUCUCAAGGGUAAAGCAAAAGAAUGGAACGGUAUUCCUUCUCAAGAAAAAUACGAUAAAGCUUUAGCCAUUGCCCAAGUCGUUUUGGGCCCUUUAUACCGAGCUUAUCUUGCAUCUUUACCAUUUCAAUCGGAAUCAUGGCAUUUGUCAUUCCCUUCCCCUCCGGAAUUACUAGCAGGUUUGACGACACCUCUUCCUGCUGCUUUCACUGGCGAUGCGAGACAUAUAGAUAAAGAUUCUGUGGUGAGAGAAGGAGUAGAAGCUAUCCAAGCAUUGGCUGUGUUCAUCGGAGAUAAUUGGGCUUUGGAAGCAGAACAUGCAACACCUCUUGAUGCUCUGUUGGUGGGGUAUUUAUACCCUAUCUAUUCCUUGGAGGAGAAUUCGAUCUUACGAACGGCAUUGACUCGACAUUUGGGUUUAGGGCGGUACGCGGACAGAGUGCUGGAUUUGGCUUCAAGUAAUGUGAGGUGAAUGCAUCAGGGGUACAAG
Tremella mesenterica DSM 1558 is the source of this 991-nucleotide messenger RNA. RefSeq lists its product as uncharacterized. NCBI's taxonomy places the organism in Eukaryota, Fungi, Basidiomycota, Tremellomycetes, Tremellales, Tremellaceae. The coding region runs from base 101 to 973 and encodes 290 amino acids. The record is from RefSeq and is a predicted model, not a curated record. The transcript is spliced from 4 exons.